This is a messenger RNA of Pseudophryne corroboree (corroboree frog), 11487 nucleotides long. RefSeq names its product microtubule associated protein 1B (gene MAP1B). Bases 155 to 6991 code for a protein of 2278 amino acids. NCBI's taxonomy places the organism in Eukaryota, Metazoa, Chordata, Amphibia, Anura, Myobatrachidae. Gene Ontology annotation, cellular component: neuronal cell body; dendrite; microtubule. Gene Ontology annotation, molecular function: actin binding; microtubule binding. Gene Ontology annotation, biological process: microtubule cytoskeleton organization; dendrite development; axonogenesis. The record is from RefSeq and is a predicted model, not a curated record. The transcript is spliced from 7 exons.
CCAGCCCAGACUCCCCGUAUAAAAGGCAGCCUGCCUCCCCUCCCCGGCUCACUCCCUGUCUGCUCUCCGCCACAGCAAGAUAACGGAGUGGGGGGAGGAGGAAGAUCACCCGGGGAGAGGCACUGCCAGCACAGGGGGGCAACUUUUUGCAAGGAUGGCAACUCUGGUGGAGGCGCCAGCGGCGGACGUGGAGCCGGCACACAGCAUCCAGAUGCCCGCAUCCACCUCCCCCAGCCUGUCUCACAGGUUCCUAGACAGUAAAUUCUACCUGCUGGUGGUGAUUGGGGAAAUAGUGACAGAGGAGCAUCUGAGGUGUGCCAUCGCCAAUAUAGAGAGAGGUAUCCGAUCAUGGGAAACGGAUCUCAGCCAAUGCAACUUAGAUCAAGAACUGAAACUAUUUGUAUCCCGUCACUCAGCUAGGUUUUCUCCAGAAGUUAGAGGUCAAAAAAUCCUGCACCAUAGGAGCGAUGUCUUAGAAACAGUUGUGUUACUUAAUCCUACAGAUGAAGCCGUCAGUACAGAAGUACGCUUGAUGAUCACAGAUGCUGCACGACACAAACUUCUAGUGUUGACUGGACAAUGCUUUGAAAACACAGGAGAACUUAUUCUUCAGUCUGGAUCCUUCUCUUUCCAAAAUUUCAUUGAAAUCUUCACAGAUCAGGAGAUUGGUGAACUGUUGAGCAAUAAUCACCCUGCAAAUAAGGCAAGCCUUACAUUGUUUUGUCCUGAAGAAGGGCACUGGAAAAAUUCUAAUCUAGAGAGACACAACCUUCAAGAUUUCAUAAACAUCAAACUCAAUUCCUCUUCAAUUUUGCCCGAAAUGGAAGGACUUUCUGAAUUUACAGAAUACCUGUCUGAAUCUGUAGAAAUACCUUCCCCAUUUGACAUUCUGGAGCCACCAACAUCAGGAGGCUUCCUAAAGCUUUCAAAGCCAUGUUGCUAUAUUUUUCCAGGAGGAAGGGGAGAUUCUGCUUUGUUUGCAGUAAAUGGAUUUAAUAUGCUCAUUAAUGGUGGAUCGGAGAGGAAAUCUUGUUUCUGGAAGCUCAUUAGACACUUAGACCGGGUGGAUUCUAUAUUACUCACCCAUAUUGGAGAUGACAAUCUGCCAGGUAUUAAUAGUAUGCUCCAGAGGAAAAUGGCUGAACUGGAAGAAGAACAGUCUCAAGGGUCAACUGCUAACAGUGACUGGAUGAAAAACCUUAUUUCUCCAGACCUUGGAGUUGUGUUUCUCAAUGUUCCUGACAAUCUCAAAAACCCAGAACCCAACUUUAAAGUAAGGAGAAGCAUAGAAGAAGCUUGUUUUACACUUCAGUACUUAAAUAAAUUGUCCAUGAAGCCUGAACCUUUAUUCAGAAAUGUAGGAAAUUCAAUUGAACCCAUAAUUUUAUUUCAAAAAAUGGGCGUAGGAAAACUCGAGAUGUAUGUAUUGAAUCCAGUAAAAGGAAGCAAGGAGACUCAGUACUUCAUGCAGCAGUGGUCAGGCAGCAGUAAAGAGAAAGCUGGCCUACUACUUCCUAAUGGUCAGGAAGUUGAAGUUCCUGUUAAUUAUUUAACUUCUAUUUCCUCUCUUAUUGUAUGGCAUCCAUCAAACCCUUCAGAGAAAAUAGUAAGAGCUCUGUUUCCAGGAAAUACAACACAAUACCAAAUACUGGAAGGCCUUGAAAAGCUCAAAUAUCUAGACUUUCUGAAGCAGCCUGUGAUCACUCAAAAGGACCUGAGUGACAAUAUUUCAAGCCCUGCAGUAAAACAAGCAAAGAUGAAACAGAGAGCAGAAAGCAAAGAGAGCCUAAAAAUGUCCACAAAAACAACAUCCAGCAAAACAGUUAAGAAAGAAUCUAAAGAAGAGCUACCUGAUACCUUAAAGAGUGGCCAGAUUGAACAAGCUGAAAAAAUGGAGAACAAAGAAAAAGUCUCUGUGAAAAAGACUCAGAAAAAUGAAGCAAAACCAGAGAAAAAUGUAUUGAUCAAAGACGAUCCGAUCAUUAAACCAGAAGUUGUUGAGAAGCAAAAAGCUGAUGUGAAGCCUAAAGUUGCAAAAGAGAAAACAGUGAAGAAGGAGGUAAAAGCAAAAUCUGAAGAUGUAAAAGAGGAUAAAGAAAAAGUAAAGAAGGAUGCACCUAAAAAGGAAGAUAAAACACCAGUAAAGAAAGAAGAAAAACCGAAAAAAGAGGCUAAGGAAGACAAACCUAAAAAAGAGAUUAAGGAAGAGAAAUUAAAAAAGGAGAUAAAAAAAGAUAUAAAGAAGGAAGAGAAAAAAGACUUGAAGAAAGAAGUUAAAAGAGAAACACCACAGAAAGAAGUGAAGAAAGAAACCCCUUCCAAAGAAGCAAAAAAAGAAGUUAAGAAAGACGAUAAAGAAAAGGAUUUAAAAAAAGAAGUUAAGAAACCCGCUAAAGAGGCAAAGAAAUUAUCAGCAACUCCUUCUGACUCUAAAAAGCCUGCUGUUAAAGCAAAAGUUCAAAAGAAAGAUGAGCCUGCUAAAAAGGAAUCUGCAACUACAGGCAAAACAAAGGAAAAGGCAAAGGUAACCAAGAAAGUUAGUGAGAAAAAGCCUUUGGCAGCUGUAGGUGCAGUUGCUGCCACUGCAGCUGUUGCUGCAGCAGCUUCUGUUACAGCUUUAACUGCAGCUACUGGAAAUGUAGCAGAUCUAGUGGCAGAAAGAUCUCUCAUGUCAUCACCAGAAGACUUAACAAAAGACUUUGAAGAUCUCAGAGAAGAAGAAGUAGUCAUAUUAAAUGAGGAAAUUAAGCCUAAACUACAGGCACUUUCGCCAAGAGAUGAAGUGGUUAUAUUACAGACCGACUCUUAUGUUAUAAAGAAAGACAACACAAGCAGCGAAGAACCUUCAGAUUCACCAGAUGAAGGUAUAACUACCACAGAAGGUGAAUGUGAACAAACACCAGAAGAAUUGGAAAUAAUUGAGAAACACAGGGUGGAUGAAAAUGAUAAAUUUGAAGAUGAAGGGACAGGGUUUGAGGAGUCAUCUGAAGCUGGUGACUAUGAAGAAAAAGCAGAAACAGAAGAUGUUGAGGAACAAGUAGAAUACACUGAAGAAACAGUCUCAAUGGGAAAACACCCAGCAGGCGAGUUAGUUGAAACUGAAGAAGAGAUCGAUAUUCAUGCAUUUAAACAUUUCAAAGGCAAACAUGACAGCCAUGAAAACAUUGCUGAUUUGGAGGCAGCAGAUGAACAAGGCGAGGAAGAUAUUGAUGAAGGUGUUGAAAAGGGAGAAGCUGAAGAAACAGAGGAAGAGGUAGAUGAAGACAAAACAGAUGAUGCAAAGGAUGAUGAUGAUCAGGAAACAGAAAAGUUGGAAGCAGACGACCAUUAUAUUACUGGUACAAAAGAGAUUAUUAGUGAUACUGAAGAUAAAUAUAUAUUGUCUUCUACACCAUCUAAGACCUCUGAACCUCAGUCACCAGCUGUAGAGCCAGGUGCUUCUAUUCAUGAUGAAACCUUACCUGGUGGCUCUGAAAGUGAAGCAACUGUGUCUGAUGAAGAAAAUAGAGAAGAUCAGCCUGAGGAAUUUACUGCUAAUUCUGGAUUUACUCAGUCAACCAUUGAAAUAUCUAGUGAACCAACACCAAUGGAUGAGAUGUCUACACCUAGAGAUAUAAUGAGUGAUGAGACAAACAAUGAGGAAAGUGAGUCACCAUCUCAGGAAUAUGUCAAUAUUUCUAAAUAUGAAGCUAAUUUGUAUUCCCAGGAAUAUAAUAAAACUAGAGAAUCUCCACUACCUGAUGCUCUGAACGGGUUGUCUGAUGUCUCAAAUACAGAUGCAACUGAUGGCAAAGAAUACAAUGCUUCAGCUUCAACAAUUUCACCACCAUCAUCCCUAGAGGAAGACAAAUUCAGCAAAUCAGCAUUACGGGAAGCAUAUGUGCAUGGAAACAUUGAUUUAAAAGGUUCCUCAAACCUGGAAAUACAAGAUGAUUAUGAGCCUCAAGAAACACUAAGCCCAAGUAAGAGUCCAGUGCCUCCAUCACCAAUAUCUAAAACACCUUUAAGUGAAAAAAGUGUUAAUUUCGAUCUUACACCUAAUGAAAUUAAAACAUCUGAGCUUGGUGUCUUACCACCAUUGCAUGAUGAAGUGCAAGAAAUAAUGGAACAGUGUCCUAGCCCAGACGACAAAACUUUGGAAGUAGCAUCUCCUUCUCAGUCUGCAGCUGGAAGUGCUGGUCACACUCCGUACCAUCAGUCACCAAGUGAUGAAAAAGCUGCAAUUCUAGCUAGAGGCUCUUUAGAAAAGACUCCUGUCGCUGUUGUGUUUGAAUUUUAUGAAGAUAAAGAAAAGAGUGGAAGCCCUAGAAUAAGUCCUAUGGAUGAGCCAGUGCCAGAUUCAGAAUCUCCUAUCGAGAAAGUUUUAUCCCCAUUACGCAGCCCACCUUUGAUAGGAUCAGAAACACCCUAUGACAUGUUUUUAUCUACUAAUCUUAAAACAUCAUCUGGGCAUGGUAGUAUAGUGGAUGAAGAACAUUCUCCUUCGCAGACUAGUCCAGUAUCUGAAAUGUUGUCUCAUUCUACUGCCCAAGAACAUGAUAAAAAGAGUGAGUUUUCAUCAAGCAAAGCAUUUGGUGCAGAAACAAGUAAUUUUGAAAUUAAGAGUGGAUCAUCUCGUGUAUCAGAAGGAGGAAAGCUUGCAGGGGAAUUUUCACCAACUCAAAUAAAUACUAACCCAUUUAUCUUGUUUAAAGAGGACACAAAAAUGUCAAUUUCUGAAGGCACUGCAUCUGAUAAAUCUGCCACUCCUGUAGAUGAAGCUGUAGCAGAAGACACAUAUUCUCACAUAGAAGGUGUUGCCUCAGUUUCCACAGCCUCUGUUGCUACUAGUUCAUUCCCGGAACCAACCACAGAUGAUGUGUCUCCUUCUCUUCAUGCUGAAGUUGGUUCACCCCAUUCCACUGAAGUAGAUGACUCCCUCUCAGUCUCUGUUGUUCAGACACCUACCAUAUUUCAAGAAACAGAAAUAUCACCAUCCAGGGAGGAAUGCCCCCGUCCAAUGUCUAUAUCUCCACCAGAUUUCUCACCCAGAACAGGAAAAUCCACAUCAUCACUACAAGAGCAGCGGUCACCUGAGCAAUCCACAAUGGAGUUCAGUCAGGAAUCACCAGAACAAUCUUUUGCAAUGGAUUUUAGUAGACAAUCUCCAGAGCAUCCUGUGGUAGCCUCCGGUAUGUUGCAUAUAUCAGAAAAUGGACCCACUGAAGUUGAAUACAGUCCCUCUGACCAACAUGAUUCUUAUUUUGGCAAUAAGAUUUCAGUUGACAAUGGGUACUUUUCUGUAGACAAAGGUCAAGAAAAAGUAGUUGCUGAAUCUCAGGUAGAGGCUUCUCCUUCUACAUCUUCUGCUCACACACCUUCACAAGUGUCUUCCCCUUUAAAAGAGGAAGAUUCUUUGAAAGAUGUGGUUGAAAACUCAGACAUGCCACUCUACUCUCCACCAAUACUUGAGCAAGAGUUUUUCAUGGAAGGAAAGCUUUCUCCUGAAACAGAUGUUUCUCCAUCAACGCCAACACCAUCUUCAGUGCGGCAAUCACCUGGUUUAGUAUACCCUCCAUGUAUAACCAAGGGGCCUUCAACUGAUCAUAGCUCAGCAGCCACAUAUCUUCCAGUUUCCUCAGAUGAACCAUAUAGCUUUCAGACUAGAGCUCUAAACUCAGCAGUUAAGGAGCCAUCAGUUCUGCACAACACAAACCCAUUUGCUUAUGCAGCAGACCUAGAUGACAGGGAUAACGUAUGUGAUGCUUAUUGCUAUUCUAGGGAAACACAUGAUAGAUUUUCUGUAUCUGACAAGUCACCCUUUGCUGAAAAUAGACAAGAGGUGGACCUUUGCCUUGUCUCUGCAUGCGAAUAUAAGCACCCAAAAACAGAACUGUCACCUUCUUUCAUUAACCCAAAUCCUCUGGAAUGGUUUGCAAGUGAGGAACAAUCUCAGGAACAAGAAAAGCCAUUAACCCAAUUUGGAGGAGAGCAACCGCCUUCUGGAGGAAGACAGAAAGCCCGCCAGUGUGAUGAAACUCCCCCAACCUCGGUUAGUGAGUCUGCCCCAUCUCAGACAGAUUCAGAUGUUCCACCAGAGACUGAGGAAUGUCCUUCUAUAACAGCAGAUGCAAACAUAGAUUCUGAAGAUGAAUCUGAAACCAUCCCUACUGAUAAAACAGUAACUUACAAACAUAUGGACCCUCCUCCAAUUCCCAUGCAUGAUCCAAGCCCAUCUCCCAGGCACCCUGAUGUCUCAAUGAUGGACCCAGAAACAAUGCCUGUAGAUCAGAGUUUAGGCAAGCCUUUGAAAAAGGACAUAAAAGAAAAAGGAAAAACCAAGAAAGUUGGAAGCAAGACCAAAUCGUCUUCACCUGCUAGGAAAAGUGAUAGUAAAUCAAAGAUUUCAGCUGCUUCACCAAAGCCUGGACCCAUCAAAGAAACAUUAGAGAAGAGUUUAAAGACUGUCGCCCCAAAAAAGAAAGAUUCUGUAGGGAAGGGUCCAAAGAGUAGUUCAAAUGAAGAUCACAAACCUUCAAAGUUAGAAGAGAAAGAUAAAGAGACCAAGAAUGCUACCAAUACAAACACAACAAAAUCAUCAAAAACUGGUACCACAGGAGGUGGAACUACCAAGACAUCAAAAUCAACUCCUGUUCCUCCAGGACCCCCAGUGUACUUGGACCUGGUAUAUAUACCAAAUCACAGCAGCUGCAAGAAUGCAGACGUAGAGUUUUUCAAACGAGUCCGAUCUUCAUACUACGUAGUGAGCGGAAAUGAUGCAGCAGCUGGAGAACCCAGCCGGGCCAUUCUGGAUGCUCUUCUGGAAGGCAAAGCUCAGUGGGGAAGCAAUAUGCAGGUAACAUUAAUUCCUACCCAUGAUUCAGAAGUGAUGCGAGAAUGGUACCAGGAGACGCACGAGAAGCAGCAGGACCUCAAUAUAAUGGUGCUAGCUAGUAGCAGCACAGUUGUUAUGCAAGAUGAAUCCUUCCCAGCAUGCAAGAUUGAACUGUAAGGAGACUGCAGCCCACUCCUUCACCUUAACACAGCUGAUUAUUACUGGAAAUAUCCUUACAGAUUAAAAAUGACUGCUGAACUAUAUACUGCCCAAUGCUAGCCUGUGCCAUGCAGACACAGAUGUCAGUAAUAUAUCAUCUCCAUGGCAAACUACAAUGUUCACAUCACUGCAAGCUCAGCUAUCCAGGUUUAAUAUACAGGUUUGUAGGACAUGCUCUUGUACCCAUUUAUUCACCGCAGCCCGGGAUGGUUGGGGACUUUGCUUAUGAGGAAAGACAUUGAGAGAGAAGAUCAUCAGAAGAAGGAUCCUUUGAUGGGACACUGUUGUGACAUCACUUUAUUAGUAACCAGUUAAUUUCUAUAGCACUUUGUGUUAUACAAUAUGAUAUUUUGCCCAGAAACUCUAUACAACAACCUUGGCAGCUUGUGAUUUGCAAUAUGGCACUCGGAAGGAUUGAACAGGACAGUCCAAGAUUAUUCCACUAUUUGGUACCCUAAUAUCCCGGUGACAAGGUUUGAGCCUUGCUCUCCCACCUUCCACGACCACAUAUGUUGGGAAUCAUUUCAUAAUGAAGUUAGUGAGAAUAGUAAAAACUAAAAUAACCCUGUCACUUCUAGAUCUGUGAUAGGUUGCAUUGUGUGUUUUAACUAUUAUACCUGCUACAGAUUAAAUCAUGCCAUUGAAAAAAUAUACCUUAUACAGGGUGAAAACAGAAGCGUUGAAUCUAAGGCAUACUCCCGUUAAAUUCAUCCUGCCAAAUCUCAAAAUUUCGCACAUUGUGAUUCACAGUCGGUACACAGAAGCAAAUACCAAAGCAUUCGGGAGUACAUUCGGUAGAAUUUGCCUUAGAAAGUGACUUGAAUGUACAAAGAUACUUAAUGCACUUAUUUUUUAACAUAAGACAGCAAGUGUACAAAAAAGAAGUAUGCAGGGGUUGUAUUUACAGACGUGUGUGCGUGCUAGAGAGCUGACGUAACACACCGAUGGGAAAUCUCUUACUGAAAAUGCAUUAAUGUGUAAUGAGUGGCUGCUUUCUCAGGCAAGUUGAUUGAUGAGUGUCAUUUUGUUUUCAACUGUUACAGACUAGAUCCUCACCUUUUUACAUUUUUUUUUUAAAGAAUUGCUAACAGAUGUACAGACCCUUUUUAUUAUAUGUACAAAAAAACCCUUCUUGUUAGAUUUUAAAUUUGGUAUUGCUGCAAAAUAACUUUAUUUGCUUGCAGUUUAUGUACAAUGAUUAAUGAUUGUUCCUUGUAUUAAAUGAGGAGUAGGGAUCGGACAAAUUUCAAUUUUAAGAGGUCGGUGAGACAUUUUUCAUUUUUUUCUUUUUUUUACAAUAAUUUAUUUAAGCCAACUAUUAUUCCCAGUAUUUAUAUCAGUUGAUGGUACGUUGAUUGCAUAUGAUUCAUCCAGGUAUCACACAUUCUGAUUAUACAAAUUAAAUUGGGUCUAGAUGCAGUAUAAAAUAUACUAUUUUCCCAGCUUUAUGCAGUCGAUCAAUUAACGAGGAACUAGUGACACCACAACGAUUGGCUGUCUUCGCUAAAAGCUGUUGUUAAUUCAUAUACCUGGUUCAAUACUGCCGGUUUAAGAGUAAUGGGAUUAAUAUGCAAAGAUUUUAUUGGAUAAACCAAUGCAUUAAAUUAAAGUAAAAUGACUUACUCUUAAUUAAUACCCUACUCGCCUUACGUGAGAUACAAAAUUUGCCAUGCCAAUGAAGUAGUUUCUUUUUUAAUUCUUUGUAUAUUUAUUUUGAGAGGUAACACUAUUUUGUUAUAAUUUGCACUGUUAUUGUUUAUGAAUUUUGGUACUGUUUUGGGCUUGAUCAGUCCUUUUAAUGCUGUGAAUUAGGAGAAACUUUUUUUUUAUAAGCAAUGAUAUUUAUUGCUUUGCUGUUUAUGUAAGUUUAUACAGUGUUUUAUGUUAUGUUAUACCGAUUGCACAGAAAGUUGUUUUUUUCUUGUUUUUUUUUUUUUACUGUCAUAUAUAUACUUUGCUAGCCUCAUGCUCAUACUGUAGGUGUUAAUUUCACACGGUCAAUGCACCUUUGUGACAAGAUGGGAUCAGAUGCACAGUAACGUACAAUUAUUGAAGAGCGCUGUGCUUCCUGUAAAUGUAGCCCGUAGUCAUUUUUGCAUUGAAUUGCAUAUUUUGAUAAUGGAAUUUGUUAAUGAAACCUAAUUCAUUGGAACGAAACCAGAACACCUGUAACUACAUUCCGGCUGUGUUCAGGUGCGCUCACCUUUAAUGCAUUUAAUUUAAUUUAAUGUGCAUUUGAGAAGAGUUACAUAAAAUGAUCAACACUUCUAAAUGGUUAGUGUUAAAUAAACUUUUUUUUUUUUUGGUGUGCAAAGUCAGAGAAAGUUAUGUUUUCUGAACCAUGGGCUCCAAAGUGCUUUGCUGACCGAUUGCCUUGAAUGAUUAGUAACUCUGAACCAUUAAGACAUUAUUUUCACAGUCCGGAUUUAGCAUCCUAAACCUGACCAACCUAAAUAAUAAUAAUUAAUCAACAGAGAGGUAACCGGACGUUUCAGGGAGUCUAUUCAACCAUAAUGUAAUUGUAUGCCAUGGUACUGAUGCAUGGAAACUCCGAUCCAUGUCUUCACCCCACCUAAGUAUAUACUGAGACCCUAUUUCCCACGCAUGCUGACUUAAAAGGGAAGAUUUGCUCACUUUAAAAUAAAAAAUAUUAUAUAAAUAUAUAUGAACAGAGAUUUCCAAUUGUUCUCUUAGUGGUGGACUCAUACUUUAUUCAGACUUUUAGUAAAUGUGCCACAUGAACCUUAUUUCCUGAACUAGCUACAGUUAUUAGAAUUAUGCACAUAAAUAGGUUUUGUUUCUUCUGACGCCACUAAAUGUAUUUUAUAAUUUGUAGGAAUAAAGAGUGAUUGCAGGACAAUAAUGUAUACUGAAUAUAGAUCACGUCUCAGAUAAAUAAAGCAGAUUUAUGCUUUGUACCUGUGAUAAGGGGUACAAAUUUGCUAGUUGAUGCUUUUUCUUGUAAUCUUUGCCUACAGGAAAUUGGUAACCUGACGUGACCUCACUUUGGAGUGGACUGAUGACAAUCUAGCUGAAGCACAGUGAUGUGUUAUUGAUGUGUCAUCCACACAGCGCAGCAGCCAUGUUGAGAUCUGAUGGUUAUGAUGAUGCACCUUAUCAAUUCACUAGGAACUCUGCUGCGUUGACACUACCUUACUGAUGUCACCAGGUCUUGUAGAAUUGAUAAGUUGUAUAUUGGCUGGCCGCAUUCACUGCGUCUAUGUGACAAGACCACUUUUAAUCUAUUGAUGUAGUAGUACUAGUGUGUAGCAAAAUCAGAUCAAUAUCUGUAGAAUUGGCUAUCCCAACUGGCCACUCACCGUACCCUAAAUGAUCUGAUCUAUGACUAUGACUCCCACACAGUUAAGGCUGGAAAUGCAUGUUGGGCAUUGGAGUUGAACUGUAGAACUACUCUUUGCUUUCAACUGUCAGGAUCAGAGCUGCUUAUCAUGGAAUGGGUAAUGGGAUCACAUACUUUAGAUUGGAGUCCUUUGAAGGCCUCCAGACAAAUAGCUAUUGCCAUGGAACCUUAAUGUAUGAAGCUGUGAGCUUCCCAUGGAUUUUGUAUGACUGCUUUGUAGCAUAUCAGUACAUGCAGCUUGAUGUCAAGAGAGAAUCUCCGGCUGUAUCGCUAACAUGUCCUUCACUGUAAUGGUACUGAAUGUUCAUAAGAAAGUAUUUUCUUCUUGCAUUUUUUUUUAUUAUUUGUAAUAUAUGUAGGCAUACCCUGUAAUUAUUUCAGGUCAGUGACACUGCCCUUUACCUUUAAGGGUCAAUGACUCAUUGGGAUGAAUUUCUCGUAUUUGGAUACCUAUUAAGGAUUUAAAGGAUGAUGCCAGGUACAAAUCAACACAAAGUGUAUAUUUCCUCACAGUGAACAAAAUAAUAAUAAUAAAUAAUAAUAAUAAUAAAAAUAUAUAUAUAUGCUCUAAUUUUGGAGUACAGUAAGCAACGUCGGGCUUUGUUCAUAGUUUUGAAUUCAGAGAAAAAGAAUUCUAGAACACAAGUGAAUGAAAAUGAUUCCCACAAGCUUCUCUGCACUACUUUAGCUUCAGGCUCCAGACUCUAAAGGGCCACGAGUAACAUUCCCUCAAGACUGGGCUGUAAUAACAAGGAUAUAAUGGCAGCAAUGAACUAUGCUUUAUAACACGUAUGCAUGCCGCGGUCUAUCUUCCAACUGUUGAACAGGAACAGUCUUGUGGUUGGCUGGGAAGGUCCUCACACUCUCUCAUUCUGAAUGGUGUUUGUGUCAGUCUGCAGCUGUGUAUGGUAUUGUCUUAUAAUCCCGCAUCACCUCUAUUCUACCAAUUCAUAUCUAAUGUAGAACAUUAGUUUACAGUGAAGUAAUAUGUAGUGCUUUUAUGAUAUUUGUGUGCAAUACCCCACUUCCACUGAGGAUAUUUGAUGUAAAGGAAACAAACUUGGUUCCACAAUAAAAUACAAAUGUAGUAGUA